Messenger RNA from Balaenoptera acutorostrata (minke whale), 3190 nucleotides. RefSeq names its product serine/threonine kinase 10 (gene STK10). Bases 287 to 3190 code for a protein of 967 amino acids. Gene Ontology annotation, molecular function: ATP binding; protein serine/threonine kinase activity. The transcript has 19 exons. Gene Ontology annotation, biological process: protein phosphorylation. Lineage: Eukaryota; Metazoa; Chordata; Mammalia; Artiodactyla; Balaenopteridae. The record is from RefSeq and is a predicted model, not a curated record.
CUUGCGGGCUGGGCGGGGGCGCGGCGCGAACUGGGUCUACAUCGGGAGGCGGCCCGGAGAUUGGACCGAGCGGGGGCGGGGACCGCGGCCGCCUGCGCUGUUCCGGGUGCUCCCGCCGCGCGCAGCCCAGGGCGCACUUGACCGUGGUCUGGCUGCGGGGAAGGGCGGGUCUGGGGAGAACCCCCGAGCGCUGCGGCGUCCUCCAGCCCCUCCCUCGCGGCCGCCGGAGUCACAGCCCGAGCCGGAGCCGGCGCCACCUCGCCCCCCGGCUCGCGUGCCCCCAGCCAUGGCUUUCGCCAAUUUCCGCCGCAUCCUGCGCCGGUCUACCUUCGAGAAGAGAAAGUCCCGCGAAUAUGAGCACGUCCGCCGGGACCUGGACCCCAACGAGGUGUGGGAGAUCGUGGGCGAGCUGGGCGAUGGUGCCUUCGGCAAGGUUUACAAGGCCAAGAACAAGGAGACAGGUGCCUUGGCUGCCGCCAAAGUAAUUGAGACCAAGAAUGAGGAGGAGCUGGAGGACUACAUCGUGGAGAUUGAGAUCCUCGCCACCUGUGACCACCCCUACAUCGUGAAGCUCCUGGGGGCCUACUACUAUGACUGGAAGCUGUGGAUCAUGAUCGAGUUCUGUCCUGGGGGAGCUGUGGAUGCCAUCAUGCUGGAGCUGGACAGAGGCCUCACUGAGCCCCAGAUUCAGGUGGUUUGCCGCCAGAUGCUGGAAGCCCUCACCUUCCUGCACGGCAAGAAGGUCAUCCACCGGGAUCUGAAAGCUGGCAACGUGCUGAUGACGCUUGAGGGAGACAUCAGGCUGGCUGACUUUGGUGUGUCUGCCAAGAAUCUGAAGACUCUGCAGAAACGAGAUUCCUUCAUAGGAACGCCUUACUGGAUGGCCCCCGAGGUGGUGAUGUGUGAGACCAUGAAGGACACCCCAUACGACUACAAAGCCGACAUCUGGUCCCUGGGCAUCACUCUGAUUGAGAUGGCCCAGAUCGAGCCCCCGCACCACGAGCUCAACCCCAUGCGGGUCCUGCUCAAGAUCGCCAAGUCAGACCCUCCCACGCUACUCAUGCCUUCUAAGUGGUCUGCGGAGUUCCGAGACUUCCUGAAGACGGCCCUGGAUAAGAACCCGGAGACCCGGCCCAGCGCUGCACAGCUCCUGGAGCAUCCCUUCGUCAGCAGCAUCACCAGCAACAAGGCUCUGCGGGAACUGGUGGCCGAGGCCAAGGCUGAAGUGAUGGAGGAGAUUGAAGACGGCCGGGAUGAGGCGGAAGAGGAGGACUCGGUGGAUGCCACCUCUGCUCUGGGGAACCACACUCGGGACUCCUCUGAGGUGAGUCAGCUGAGCCUCGAUGCUGACAAGCUUCUCAAAGAAUCAUCUUUCACCCCGCUGCCACCCAGCCAGCCUCAGGACAUUGUGAAUGGGCCCAACCAACCCUCUGGGGACACAUCCCUCCAAGCCACCAGCCCCCCAGAUGUGGCCCCUGGAAAUGAGAACGGCCUAGCCGUGCCCGUGCCCCGCCGGAAGUCCCGACCGGUGUCCAUGGAUGCCAGGAUUCAGGUAUCCGAGGAGAAGCAAGCCACCGACCAGGGUGGGGACCUCAGUCCAGCAGCCAGCAGAUCCCAGAAGGCAAGCCAGAGCCGUCCCAACAGCAGCGCCCUGGAGACCUUGGGUGGCGAGAAGCUGGCCAACGGCAGCCUGGAGCUCCCUGCCCAGGGGGCUCUAGGCCCUUCCAAGAGGGACUCAGACUGUGGCAGCCUCUCCACCUCCGAGAGCAUGGACUAUGGCGUCUCCCUCUCAGCCGACCUGGCCCUGAACAGAGAGACGGGCUCCCUGUCUAUCAAGAACUCGAGGCUGCACAAUAAGACCCUCAAGAGGACACGCAAGUUUGUGGUGGAUGGCGUGGAGGUGAGCAUCACCACCUCCAAGAUCAUCAGUGACGAUGAGAAGAAGGACGAGGAGAUGAGAUUUCUCAGGCGCCAGGAACUCCGAGAACUUCGGCUGCUCCAGAAAGAAGAGCAUCGGAACCAGACCCAGCUGAGCAGCAAGCAUGAGCUGCAGCUGGAGCAGAUGCACAAACGUUUUGAACAAGAAAUCAAUGCCAAGAAGAAGUUCUUUGACACAGAGCUGGAGAACCUGGAGCGUCAGCAAAAGCAGCAAGUGGAGAAGAUGGAGCAAGACCAUGCUGUGCGCCGCCGGGAGGAGGCCAAGCGGAUCCGCCUGGAGCAGGAGCGGGACCAUGCCAGGUUCCAGGAGCAGCUCAAGCUGAUGAAGAAGGAGGUGAAGAAUGAGGUGGAGAAGCUCCCCAGGCAGCAGCGGAAGGAGAGCAUGAAGCAGAAGAUGGAGGAGCACGCACAGAAGAAGCAGCUUCUCGACCGGGACUUCCUCGCCAAGCAGAAGGAGGACCUGGAGUUGGCGAUGAAGAGGAUCACGGCCGACAACAGGCGGGAGAUCUGUGACAAGGAGCGCGAGUGCCUCACUAGGAAGCAGGAGCUCCUUCGAGACCGGGAGGCGGCGCUGUGGGAGAUGGAGGAGCAUCACCUGCAGGAGAGGCACCAGCUGGUGAAGCAGCAGCUCAAGGACCAGUACUUCCUCCAGCGGCACGAGCUGGUGCGCAAGCAUGAGAAGGAGUGCGAGCAGAUGCAGCGCUACAACCAGCGCAUGAUGGAGCAGCUGAAGGUGCGGCAGCAGCAGGAAAAGGCGCGGCUGCCCAAGAUUCAGAGGAGCGAGGGCAAGACGCGCAUGGCCAUGUACAAGAAGAGCCUCCACAUCAACGGGGCGGGCAGUGCCGCUGAGCAGCGCGAGAAGAUCAAGCAGUUCUCCCAGCAGGAGGAGAAGAGGCAGAAGUCAGAGCGGCUGCAGCAGCAGCAAAAACAUGAGAGCCAGAUGCGGGACAUGGCAGCACAGUGCGAGAGCAACAUGGGCGAGCUGCAGCAGCUGCAGAAUGAAAAGUGUCACCUCCUGGUAGAGCAUGAAACCCAGAAGCUGAAGGCUCUGGACGAAAGUCAUAACCAGACCCUAAAGGAAUGGCGGGACAAGCUUCGGCCACGCAAAAAGGCUCUGGAAGAAGAGCUGAACCAGAAGAAGCGAGAGCAGGAGAUGUUCUUCAAAAUGAACGAGGAGGCAGAGUGCCUGAGCCCCACCACCCCAAACAAGGCCACCAGGUUCUUCCCCUACAGCUCUGCGGAUGCUUCCUAA